This is a messenger RNA of Emiliania huxleyi CCMP1516, 561 nucleotides long. RefSeq lists its product as hypothetical. The transcript has 2 exons. Gene Ontology annotation, biological process: phosphate ion transmembrane transport; glucose-6-phosphate transport. Lineage: Eukaryota; Haptophyta; Isochrysidales; Noelaerhabdaceae. The record is from RefSeq and is a predicted model, not a curated record. The annotation marks the transcript as partial. Gene Ontology annotation, molecular function: glucose 6-phosphate:phosphate antiporter activity.
AUGUGCCUCAGCCGGUCCGCCAGCGAGCGCUCUCUCGUCCAGAACGAGCAGAGCAGCAGCAGCAGCCUCGCGGCGUCGCCAGCGCACGCCAAGGCGGCUGCAGCCGCGUCUGCGGUCGAGGCCCAGCUGCGGCAGCGUGCGCACGCGGCCGCGCCAGAGGCGGCGCGGCAGGCCGCACGCCAGUCGCCGCUCCGCCGCGCGCGCGAUGAGUCGUCGGACGACGGCUGGCCCAGCGCAACCUUUGACACUAGCCGCUGGCGCUGGCGCGAGUUUGCGCUCAUCUACGGUGCGUACAUGACGCUGCUGCUCGCGCGCAAAAACUACGGCUUCUGGCUGCCAUCGGUGCUGUCUGAGCUUGGCGCGGGCAAGGGUGAGGCCGGGAUGCUCGGGUCCACCUUUGAGAUCGCGUACGGCUCCUGCGCGCUGCUGAAUGGCAUCUUGAUCGACCUCGCACUCUUGGUGGGCGCGCUGCUCACUUCUGCGGGCGUCAACGUCGCGCUCGGCUCGGCAGGCUCGCUCGGGAUGAUGGCGCUUCUCUGGGGCAGCAAUGGCGUGGCGCAG